AUGGUUAAUUCAAAUACAUUUUUUCUAUUAGUUCUUAUUGCAUUUAUUUCCACCAUAAGAUCUGCUGUAAGUAUAUCAUGUUUUCAAUGCAACAGUACCGACAUCAACCAUCAAUUUCUUUGUACAGAAAAUAUGGAAGAUUCAGACAGCCUACGUCCCCAACCAUGUACAAGUAUUAACGAUGCCGCUUAUUGUGUGACACUAAUUGGACUACACAGCGGAGGACUCGGAGUUACUCGUUACUGUUCAUCUCAUAAUUUAGGAAAUUACUGCAAUUAUUAUAAACGGCCAGGUGAUGUAGUAGAAUAUCGAACAUGUAUUUAUACUUGUGAUUCUGAUGGCUGUAAUGGUCCAAAGGAACUAACGUUAUUUAGAUAUUUAAAAAAUCUAUCUAUUUUUCAGUGGUUUAGAAAUCUGUCAUUUUAG
Messenger RNA from Macrosiphum euphorbiae (potato aphid), 426 nucleotides. The record is from the annotation of a GenBank genome assembly. Lineage: Eukaryota; Metazoa; Arthropoda; Insecta; Hemiptera; Aphididae.